GCGACGUCUCAUCGGCGGUGUCUCGGGGCUCGUGUGUGUUUGUGUCAAGAGCUGUUGCGAAGAGAGCGGAGUACGUGAGAAAAAGGCUUUGCAUUGCGUGCACGGUGAUCGGAGACGAUCGAAGCUGGUCGCUAGCCGUGUGAAAAGAUCAACAGCGGUGAAAGAAGGUGCCAUCCGUGUGCCGUGUUGCGCACUACGGUGAAGAACACGGUGGUUGUUGUGCCGUGAAAGCAACAAAACACUCUUCUCAACCGCACUACUGUGUGCAUAACUCAUUACCCCGUGGUGUGUGUGUGUCGCGUUUCGAAACAUUUGUGUGUUUUUUGCCAUAAACAGAGAAUCCACUUCGGUGUGCUGUCGAUGUAGUGUUCUGUGUGCGCGUGUGUGUUUGGUUUUGUUCUGAAUUCGUCGCGAGGAGGCCCCCAGAAGCGUUCGCGUUCUCUGACAGGCGGGCGCAAGCGAGAAGCAAGCGAGCAAGCAAACCACCAAGAGCAACGGUGUGUGUUAUUCACCUUUACCCGGAAAACGGUAGCGCAGGGUACGAGCGCCGAGAGCAGGAAAGAAGUGGAGCGCGUGCGGCGCGUGCAAAAGAAUAUUCCCUACGCGUAGUGUAGAAUCGCGCUAUUAUACUCCUUGCAUGUGUGUCCGUCCGUCCGUCUGUGUGUGUCUGUGUUGUGUACGUGCGCGUGUGUUUUUCGUAUUGCGGUUUUUUUUUUGUAAAGCAGCAACAACGCAGCAACAAUAAGUAGCUGUAGUAGGCUGGGAAGAAAAGACGAUGACGAAAGCUCGACGGCUACUGGAGGAGAGCAGCGGCGGAAAAUGAGCUGGUCAUCGGUGGACGGCUGGAAAAGCUACAACCGAGAACGAAUCAUCCGACGACCAUCAAAAGACGACGUCCAACGCAGAUUUAUUCACCAAACGCGCGCGCAGCACCCGCUCUCUAAAUGAUCUCGUGAGGGGUGAAGUGAUCUUGUACUGGGAAGAGACAACUGGAAGCGGUGUGCUGAACGCAGAAUUACGAUCGAUCGAGUGGCUCUAAGUCAUAGACUGUGACAGGAGCAAUUCAAUCUGUUGACGGUGUUUGCUAAAGGGAUCAUAAAGAUAGAGAGCUUAACACGGAACUGGUUGCUCGUGUGUCGCCGCUACCGACGCGCCGUCACGCCACCCCCCAAACGGCAGGAGGAAUGACCAUCGUUAUGGCCGGUCUAUCGACAGCGGAAAUAUGCGAAAACACGAAGCUGGCCCGCGAGAUGGCCGUGAUGGGGAACUACGAUUCGGCCGGCAUCUACUACGAGGGUGUGCUGCAGAUGCUCCGCAAACUGCUGGUCGGUCUCAGCGAGCCACUGCAGAAGGGCAAAUGGUUGAUGAUACAGCAAGAAAUUAACAAAGAGUACAAUCAAAUGAAGCUGAUCCAGAAGACGCUUACCGAGAUUACGAUGGAUCUGCAGAACGCACCGCUGCAGGCCCGCAUCCGCACGCCCCUGCACGAAACGGCCAGCAAAGACCCGGCCGCCUGGUUCCGGGCCGAUCCGGACAUCUGGAUGCCGCCGGCGUCCGGUGGCCGGGGCGGAGGCGGAGGAGGACCGAUCGAUCCGGACGUGUGGGCCCCGGCCCCCGAUAUGCCCCCGCCGGACCAUCGGCGGGCGGUAGCGCCCCGCAACCAGUCACGCUCCAGCACAGCGCUGAACCGCAAGUCGGAGGUGAACCGGCGCAAUGCGGCCACAAAGUCAGCCUCCACCUCGACCGUGGGCGGGCGCAAGACAAUCAGCCAGACGGCACGGGCCGGCGGAACGUCCGGGAUGAAUGGUGCGUCCCGCACCGGCACACUGCCCCGCACGAAGGCGGCGGGUCAGCGCGGCUCGGCAGCACCGGGCGCCAGCGAUGCCACGAACGGCAAUGGCGAGAAGGGCGACAAAGAGAAGCUCGGCGACGACGAGGAGGGCAACAACGGGGGCGAUACGCCCGAGGAGGUGGAGCGCAAGUUCGAACCGGCCAGCCACGCGGACGUCGACCUGGUGGACAUGCUCGAGCGCGACAUACUGCAGAAGAAUCCGAACAUCCACUGGGACGACAUCGCCGACCUGCACGAGGCGAAGCGGCUGCUGGAGGAGGCGGUCGUCCUGCCGAUGUGGAUGCCCGACUACUUCAAGGGCAUCCGGAGGCCGUGGAAGGGCGUGCUGAUGGUGGGCCCGCCCGGCACGGGCAAAACGAUGCUUGCCAAGGCGGUCGCGACCGAGUGCGGCACCACGUUCUUCAACGUGUCCUCCUCGACGCUCACGUCCAAGUAUCGGGGCGAGUCGGAGAAGCUGGUCCGGUUGCUGUUCGAGAUGGCCCGGUUCUACGCGCCGAGCACGAUCUUCAUCGACGAGAUCGAUUCGCUCUGCUCGCGGCGCGGCUCGGAAUCGGAGCACGAGGCGUCGCGCCGCGUCAAGUCCGAGCUGCUGGUGCAGAUGGACGGCGUCAGCAACGACGAGGCGACCAAGAUCGUGAUGGUGCUGGCCGCCACCAACUUCCCGUGGGACAUCGACGAGGCGCUGCGGCGCCGGCUCGAGAAGCGCAUCUACAUCCCGCUGCCGAACAGCGAGGGCCGCGAGGCGCUGCUCAAGAUCAAUCUGCGCGAGGUGAAGGUGGACGAGUCGGUGGACAUGCGCGACAUUGCCGACCGGCUGGACGGGUACUCGGGCGCGGACAUCACGAACGUGUGCCGGGACGCAUCGAUGAUGUCGAUGCGGCGCAAGAUCGCCGGCCUGCGGCCCGAGCAGAUCCGCCAGCUGGCGAAGGAGGAGCUGGAUCUGCCGGUAUCGAAGCAGGACUUCAAAGAGGCCAUUUCCAAGUGCAACAAGAGCGUAUCCAAAGACGAUCUCGCGAAGUACCAGCAGUGGAUGAAGGAGUUUGGCUCGUCGUGAUGGAACGUCGCGGUGCGGUCGGCAAACAGUGGCAGCAGCAGCAGCAGCAGGGCCUGUGUGUGGUACGCUUUUACCUGGACCACGACGAUCAACCCGAGGAUAAAGCUGUUUAUCGUUUUUUAAAUGACUGAGGAUGACUGGGUGGGUGGUAGGCAGGGCUGUACUAAGGCAGUUCAGCGUGAUUUGUGAUCUUUGUAUAGUGAGAAUGAGAGAAGCGAGGGUGAGAGAGAGAGAGCCAGCGUAUCACUUGGGAUCGAAACAUUUGGGACCUUAAAGAGCAAAGGAUUUUUGUGCGACUAUUUGCGCUAAACUUGUCCCACUUCGGUGGCGCAAAUCGGAAGAUUAGCUUCUCGAAUUGCAUCACAUUUUGUUGGGGUUUGGUUUAUAACACAGCCAGGCUGCGCAAUACCCUUAUAUCUCGGGCGCUAUAUCACAAUAGUGCCCUUCCGGCUACUAAACGCUUCUACACAUCGUCAUAUCAACAACAGCACGAGUUACUAAAGAAGAAAAAGUGCUUGCAAAGCUGGGGAAGAGAGAGUCAAGGGGAGUUGAUUUUCGCUCACAUGCUUCUUCUUCUUCUUUUUAAUUGUUAUGUACACACGUGUUUUCCGUUGUGCUGAUGUGAUCCAAACGCCUUGACUGGUUGUGCCUGUUGUCAUCCGUGUACGCGGGGCUGUUUAAACAUCAUUUAUGCUUCAAAGGAGCGUCGCAAAAAUUCUGAAGAGGGUCGGGAGGGAUUCUAGCAGGGAAGGAACAACAAAAUCACACAAGAACUAUUAUUACUACUACUGAAUUGAUGAAGGAGAAAGCCGCCCUGUUAGCGACGGAGGGGGCAAGAACUGCUGAGUGGCGUUAUAGCGAGCGUUUACUUUCUGUUUUCUUUUAUUUUUAAUUUUACUACUACAAUUAAACGAAUCAUAAUACCUAGCGAUUAGGAGCGAUAAGAUGUAAUAAACACAUUUGAGUAACAUUUUAUAGAAAAUGACAAAAUAAAAACGAGCAUGUUUCA
This is a messenger RNA of Anopheles arabiensis, 3915 nucleotides long. RefSeq names its product katanin p60 ATPase-containing subunit A-like 1 (gene Kat60). The record is from RefSeq and is a predicted model, not a curated record. Lineage: Eukaryota; Metazoa; Arthropoda; Insecta; Diptera; Culicidae. The transcript is spliced from 5 exons. Gene Ontology annotation, molecular function: microtubule severing ATPase activity; ATP hydrolysis activity; microtubule binding. Gene Ontology annotation, cellular component: microtubule cytoskeleton. Gene Ontology annotation, biological process: microtubule severing. Bases 1185 to 2906 code for a protein of 573 amino acids.